Trichobilharzia szidati is the source of this 2296-nucleotide messenger RNA. NCBI's taxonomy places the organism in Eukaryota, Metazoa, Platyhelminthes, Trematoda, Strigeidida, Schistosomatidae. The record is from the annotation of a GenBank genome assembly.
AUUGAACAUUGAACUCAGUGUGUUUCAGACAUGGAUGAUGCAAUGUCGAAAAUUUAUUAUUAUAAUCAUCGUGAUUUAUCUAGUUUGACUCACUAUUGCUGGUGUUUUCCUCGUCAUAGCUAUUGCGCACGGAUUUGAGUUGGUGGGUGGCAACUUUCGGUUUCACGGUCCUAAGGGUUUUUGUACAAAUGUCUGGUGGUCCUACGCAAGUGCUGGAGAUUGAGCCGAAAAAUGAGCUGAUAUUUGUAGGUCCCUUCACCGAUGUGAUAACUUCUCACAUCAAAAUGAGGAAUCCUCUGGAUAAGGUUGUUGGUUUCAAGAUAAAAACAACUGUACCAAAAUGCUACUGUGUAAAGCCAAGCAAUGGAUAUAUUGAACCACAUCAGAUGAUAGACGUUGCAGUUAUGCUUCAGCCGUUCAGUUAUAAUGCUGCUGAGAAAUUCAAUCACAAGUUUAUGAUUCAGUCCAUUGUUGUUCCCGAUGGCCCCCGGCCUUCCAUGGAACUCCUGUGGAAAGAUGCUCCACGUAGCAAACUCAUGGAUUCACGUCUGUUUUGUCUCUUGCGUAUGCCCGACGAACUACUUGUCGAACCUAGUCGAGAUCUGGUCUUCGAAGGCAAGUCAGCAUUUCAGUUUGUGUUGAUUUUCUUAGGUCCUUUUGUAAAACCCGUUACCUCUAUCAUAAAACUAACCAACCCUUCUUCACAAUAUAUCUGCUUUAAGAUUAGUGCAUCAUCCCCCGAAUAUUUUUCGGCUACUCCUAGUACUAGCGUAUUACCGCCUGGUGCGAAUUCUGAGCUGUCCGUUGUUUUCCGACCCCAUGAUUAUGACUUCAUGGCGAAAAGUCGCGAAAGGAUCUUAAUUCAAUCGGUUGUCGGCUCAGAAGGGUUAGAUCCAAAGAAAGAUCAAACAGCAUUGUUUAAGGAAGGGAAGGUGACAGAUUACUAUUUGAAAUGCAUAUUCAAAAAUACAGGCGUCGAGGAUAAGAUAGAAGCUAGCAAACAUGAACAUACGUCAUCGAAACCUGUGCAUGAUACUGGCAUGACAAAAGCUGAUAUUGAGGCGUUAAUGGCUGAGGUAUCUGCACUUCGCAAAGAAAAUGCAGCUCUUAAGGAGUCGGAUCUUCAUUUACGACGUACAGCUGUCUCAGCUACAUGCCGUAUGCCUGCAGAAUCCGGUGGCAGUGGUCGUCAUCAUGCGAUCAAUACCGGAGCCCUAAGCAAUAUCCCACCAAUAUUAUACUUAAUUUUAGCCCUACUCAUUGGUUUAUUUUUGGGUCGGUUUGUUCUGUAAAUGAUCUGUUGGUGAUAUGUAUUACCAAAAGUGUUAUGCUGAAUGCUUAAUGAUCAAAUAAACAGUUGAAUGAAGUAACAGAGUGGAAGUUCUUCCAAUCUCUCUCUACUCUUUAGACAUUUCUUUUCUUACUGGUUUCGUUUACACAUUUCUGCAUCAUACACAUGUAUUAAGUGUCAAACAGAUUAUAAAAUUUACUUUAGUUAGUUGUACUUUUUUCAGUAUUCUGUAUUCUUUCUCAAUACACGCACACACACACACACAUAUAUAGAUGUGCCAAAUUUAUUUAUUCUUCAGAGAAAUUUCAUCAGUACGAAUUUCAAAGUUGUGAUGGUAUAAUUUCUUGUUACUUUCUUUAGAACACGUGUAAAGCAUUAGUAUUAUAUAUGCUAGCGAGAAAAUGAUGACACAUUAACUCACUGGUGUGUACUCAGAUAAUUUCAUUCCAUAUGAGGGAGCAUCUCUGUGUGUGUGUGUGUGUGCGUACGUUUCAUUCUGUGUUUCUUGACUUCUAUUUCUUUAUCUUUCGCCCUCAUUGCGCUGAAGCAUACCUCUAUUUUUUUUUCCAAAAUUAAUUAAUGCCCCAGUCUCCACACAUAAACAGAGAGAAGGAGGAAAGAUCACUGGUCUUGUCGGAAACACCUCUGUUCAAAUGUGUUAAAACCAAUUCUUUUUUCGUGAUGUAUGUGUGUGUGUGUCUGCGGAAGCGUGUAUGUGUAUGUGCAUGUCGUACUUUUAUUUUCUUCCAAUAAUGGAUCAAUGAUCAUAUGAUACCCCUGAAGUGUUUAAAACCAGCCUUCAGAUGGAUUUGUUUUCUUCAAUGAAUAUUGUGAAAAGAUUUUUUCUUUAUUUAUUGUCUCAUAAAUGCGGUGGGUGGUGAGGGGAGGAGGUAGUGUAUUUGACUUAUUCACGUUGUUGACAUACAGAAUCUCUGUAACUGAGAAUAUAAUCACAACCUUAAGAAAGACUCAUCUUUCAGAUAUUUUAAUACUAUGCUGUUCAAC